AUGGCUCAAAAAGCACAACAAGCAGUUACUGAGAAGUUGGCGGCGGCCAAACUUAUGAAGGCGGCGCAAGUCCUUGAGGAGACAUUGGAUCAAGAAAUCAAUCGGUUGGACCACCUAGAUGAAGACGCAAUACGACAAGCAGUUACUGAGAAGUUGGCGGCGGCCAAACUUAUGAAGGCGGCGCAAGUCCUUGAGGAGACAUUGGAUCAAGAAAUCAAUCGGUUGGACCACCUAGAUGAAGACGGUUUGGAAGCAAUACGGCGAAAUAGACUGAAACAAAUGAAAAAUGAAUCCAAACAACGUUCAGAGUGGAUUGCUGCAGGCCAUGGUGUUUACUCUGAACUGGCAAAUGAACAAGAUUUCUUUGCAGCUUGUAAAAAAUCCACGUUUGGUGUUGUCUGCCACUUCUAUCGUGACUCAACCUUUCGUUGUAAAAUUAUCGACAAACAUCUUUCCCGUCUUGGGAUUAUCGUAAUUCCGACACUCAUUCUGGUGAAGAACGAACAGGUUUGCGAUCGAAUCAUCGGUUUCGACGAUCUUGGUGGCCACGAUGAGUUUUCCACGGCAAUGCUUGAAUGGCGUCUCGCCGUUGGACGGGUGAUUCAGUACAGCGGGGACAUCACAAUGCCUCCAGAUAGUGCCAAACCCGGAUCCAUCACCUUUAAGGGCUUUGAUGCAAAGAAACGUGAGACGAAAACUAUUCGUGGUAAAUUUGUUGAAGAUGAUGAUGAGGACAGUGACUG
This is a messenger RNA of Opisthorchis viverrini, 743 nucleotides long. RefSeq lists its product as hypothetical. Gene Ontology annotation, cellular component: cytoplasm. NCBI's taxonomy places the organism in Eukaryota, Metazoa, Platyhelminthes, Trematoda, Opisthorchiida, Opisthorchiidae. Gene Ontology annotation, biological process: microtubule cytoskeleton organization. The annotation marks the transcript as partial. The record is from RefSeq and is a predicted model, not a curated record. The transcript has 3 exons.